Gaeumannomyces tritici R3-111a-1 is the source of this 1937-nucleotide messenger RNA. RefSeq lists its product as hypothetical. The record is from RefSeq and is a predicted model, not a curated record. Gene Ontology annotation, cellular component: nucleus. NCBI's taxonomy places the organism in Eukaryota, Fungi, Ascomycota, Sordariomycetes, Magnaporthales, Magnaporthaceae. The coding region runs from base 96 to 1751 and encodes 551 amino acids. The transcript has a single exon. Gene Ontology annotation, biological process: mRNA splicing, via spliceosome.
UCGAAGUUCCGUAUGUGUGACAGACCUGUCGCUUUGAUUCCCCAUCUCAGCUUCGACAUCCGUUAGAUUAUGGCUGCUGGGUUGGAUUGGGAAACAUGAACAACGACCAAUUUCGCAGGCUGGUGAACACCAACCCAGGCGGAACGCCAACCAACUCCUCCAAUGCCACAUCUUCUAGCGCAAAGCCCACUGUGGCUGCCGCCCUGGGUUCGAGGCUGAAGUCGAGCAUCCCCAUGACCCCGCGAUCGCUGGGUGUGAACACCCAAAACCUCUUUGCCAAACAGCUCGCGGAGCGCGAUCAGGCCGAGCAUCAACAAAAGCGACUCCGAACUUCGGCGCCGAAAGGGAGCAGGCUCGCCCAGGGAUACGUCGACAGGGCCAAAAUCAGGCAGGAGCAGGAGGAAGCAGAGGCCCACGCCGCGAAGCUACGAGCCAUUCAGCAGUCCUUUGAGAGUGGCGAGAUCGAUGAGGACACGUACAAGAGGAUAAGAGAUGAGGUGGGCGAGGCAAAUCUGCCAAGCAGCGUCACCUCCAAGGGCCUCGACUUUGAGCUACUGGCCAAGGCACGCAAGGGCGAGGUUGAGCCCGAAGAGGAAUCGCUGGAGGACAGCCCAAAGGACGAUGCGACACAAGAUACAGCUGUCGCCGCCGCCGACGUCGAUGAUGCUUUUGAGCGACUAGAAGGGGCGGAGGUGCAGGCAGUCACAAGGGAAAAGACGCAAAAGAAGGGCCAGCUUGCUACCAAGCCGGUUGGGCCAAGUGGGAGACGCACACGGGACCAACUUCUCGCCGAGCUGAAAGCGUCGAGAGAAGCUGCCAAGGCCAAGGAGAAAUCCGCAUUAGGCACCAAGUUCAAGAAGAUUGGAACACAAAAGACCCCUGGCACGAGGAUAGAGCGGGACAGCAAAGGCAGGGAGGUCAUGAUCAUCGUUGAUGAGGACGGCCACGAGAAGCGCAAGGUCCGGAAGAUGGCCAAGGACGAUGCACCUGCGGAAACCCUCGACGUGGUCCCCGUAAAGAAAACCGAGGUACUGGGGAUGGAAGUUCCCGAAUUUUACAGGAAAAAGCAGGAGGAGCAGGAGGCCAAGAAGCAGGAGGAGGACGAUGAUGACAUUUUUGCGGAUGUCGGGGAGUACAACCCGCUUGCCGGAAUGGACUCUAGCUCGGAUGAUGACAGCUCUGAAGAGGAAGGAGAGGCUGCCUCCGACGAGGGGAGCUCGAAAAAGAGAGGUAUUGAGGAUAUCUCUGGAGAUGGGACAGAUGGGGACAACAAAGCAUCUGGGUCUGCACCAGUGCCCAAGGGGCCAGAGGCACCAGCAGCAGCACCCAAAAACUACUUCCAGCACUCCAAGACUGGUCUGGUCUCGGAGGAGUCUCGGAAGAUCACAGCAGCCAGCGACCCCGCAGUCCUGGCCGCUCUACGGAAGGCCAAGGCUCUCAACGCCGAGGCCAAGUCGGAGGAGGAGCAACAGGCGGCCGAGAGGGAGGCACGCCUAAAGAAGAUGUUGCAGGAUAGCAACAGGGAUGCAGAGGACCUGGAUAUGGGCUUUGGGACCAACAGGCUGGAGGACGAAGCCGAAAUGGAGGAGCGAGACGUCAAGCUAGCUGUCUGGGGCGAUGAAGGCGACGAAGGGCAAGGUGGCGGCGGUAAGGCGAAGAGGAAACGCGGGGGUAAGAAGCGCAAGGGGGAUGCCAAUAGCGCGGCCGAUGUAUUGCAGGUCCUAGAGCGUCGGAAGGGUGCAGACUCGUAAUCAUGAUGGGUAUCUAGGUACCUCUGCCUGUCUUCCAAAGGUCGUUUGUCUUGGCUGUGCGUGACGGCCUGACUGGAUUCAGGGGCACAAUGAUUGGGCUGUCAGGGGAAUGCGUGACCCUAACCCUUUCAAAGUGGGCACCGCAGACCACACGUCACAGUGGACGUCACACGUCACCAACACCCG